AAAGUGAAGCAAAAGAGGAAGAAAUAAAGGCAAUUCGACAGGAAGACCCACCACUAACCCCGCUUUGUCCUUCAGCUUAGUUCCUCCCUAUAGUACAGUCCCUUGGAUCCCUCCCACCACCAUUAAUAAAAGCACUCCCGCCUCUCAAUGUGUCCCCAUCUUCAGUCUUCGGCUUUCUCUCUCUCUCUCUUCUGUCCCUCCCCAACUCUGAGUGAAGAACCAGGCAAGGAGCCAUUGCCUUGACUGAGAGAGCUCCUUUUGCAACACUUCUCUUCUCUUCAUGGGUGUUUUCACUUUCGUACCAACCAUGACUGCAACACCCAAAAAAGAAAGCCCUAAAUGUAAACGGAAACAGCAGAAGCAAGUCAAGCAACCCUCUUCUUGGGAUCAAAUCAAGAGCUUACUUACAUGCAAACAGAUCGAAGCUUCACAAGUCCAAGACCCUUCAAAGAACAUCGUCGUUGGGUACACCAAACUGGGCUCUUCCUGUAGAUCUAUCUGUAGUUUCCGAGACGUAGUUCACGGGAACACAAGAGUAAUGCACAGGUCUGAUAACUCACCGGAAAGCAGCUCUCUAGGUCAAGAAACAGCUCUUCUUAGCCGGAAACCGGGGACCGGAUCGUCAACUCGCUUGUUAGCUUCAACGAGGUCUAACAAUGGAGGAACUUACUCUUCUUCUUCUUCUUCUUCUGCUUCUUCUAGAGGAAUGCAUUUGAGGAAGCUUUCAGGUUGUUAUGAGUGUCAUACCAUUAUUGAUCCUAGCAGGUAUCCAUCUUCAAGGACAACUAUCUGUGCUUGCCCUCAAUGUGGAGAGGUCUUCCCCAAGAUAGAAAGCCUGGAUCUUCAUCAAGCAGUCAAGCAUGCUGUUAUGGAGCUGGGACCUGACGAUUCAGGGCGUAACAUAGUAGAGAUAAUCUUCAAAUCGAGCUGGUUGAAGAUCGACAAUCCGAUCUGCAAGAUCGAACGGAUACUAAAGGUUCACAAUAGCCAAAGGACAAUCCAACGGUUCGAAGAUUGCAGGGACGCAGUCAAGGCACGUGUGACCAGUAACGUGAAGAAGAACCCCAGGUGCGCCGCCGACGGGAACGAGCUGCUAAGGUUCCACUGCACCACCCUAAGCUGCGCACUAGGCGCACGAGGAUCCUCAACCCUCUGUGGCUACAUUCCAGGAUGCGGCGUCUGCACCAUCAUCAGGCAAGGGUUCUCGGGGAAGGCGCACGAUGGCAAGGGGGUGCACACUACCGCCAGCAGUGGUAGGGCCCACGACUCGCUCAUGGUUGGUAGUGCCGAGGGAAGACGGGCCAUGCUGGUUUGCCGGGUGAUCGCGGGAAGGGUGAAGCGUAUCGCGGAGGAGGCACCGCCAGAGGAGGAGAGUGGGUCUACCACCGGAAUGUACGAUUCCGUCGCCGGGAUUGCCAGGGCAUACACGAAUCUCGAGGAACUCUUUGUUUUCAAUCCUAGGGCUAUUCUUCCAUGUUUCGUCGUCAUAUACAAAGCUCUAGACUGACAUGUAUCACCUGAUGCAAUGAAUAGGUAAAGGUGGGACCCUGUUAAGGUGUUGUUUUGGUUGCUAGCUCUAAUCUGAGAGGAGCUGCACCUGUCUCUUUGUCUGUAUGUACAGAGAUCUUUCUGUAUUGUCUCACAUGUCAUCAAAAACGAAAAUUUCCCAACGUGAAUCA
Molecule: messenger RNA, 1679 nt
Organism: Macadamia integrifolia
Lineage: Eukaryota; Viridiplantae; Streptophyta; Magnoliopsida; Proteales; Proteaceae
Exons: 3
Coding region: 281-1507 (408 amino acids)
Source: RefSeq, a predicted model, not a curated record